This is a messenger RNA of Verruconis gallopava, 405 nucleotides long. RefSeq lists its product as uncharacterized. The record is from RefSeq and is a predicted model, not a curated record. The transcript is spliced from 3 exons. The coding region runs from base 1 to 405 and encodes 134 amino acids. NCBI's taxonomy places the organism in Eukaryota, Fungi, Ascomycota, Dothideomycetes, Venturiales, Sympoventuriaceae. Gene Ontology annotation, biological process: nucleotide metabolic process. Gene Ontology annotation, molecular function: catalytic activity.
AUGGCGGCUUCCUGCAUCUUCUGCAAGAUCAUCAAGGGUGAAAUCCCCUCCCUCAAGCUCUUCGAGUCCGACAAGACUCUCGCCUUCCUCGAUAUCAUGCCCCUCAGUCGUGGCCACUCGCUGAUCAUUCCGAAACACCACGGUGCCAAGCUCACAGAUAUACCCGACGACCAACUCACAGAGAUCUUGCAAGUCACAAAGGCUAUUGCGAAGGCGACUGGCGCAGAAAACUACAACAUCUUGCAAAACAAUGGCAGGCUUGCUCAUCAGCAGGUGGACCACGUGCACUUCCAUAUGAUACCGAAACCAAACGAGGAGGAAGGCUUGGGCAUUGGCUGGCCGAUGACGAAGCCCGACCAGGCGCAGCUUAAGGAGCUGCUCGAGGAGCUGAAGGCGAAAAUGUGA